AUGCCACCACAACUCAUCUCAACGAGUCGCCUCUUCACACACCAACAUCGAUCACUCCAUGGCCACCUCGAAACCACCGACAACCACUCUAAAAUCUUACCAUAUUCUAUCUCGCAGGUUUCGUUGUCUUUGGCGGUUGCAGUUGUGGCCGACCAGACCUCACACGUCAGCAUCAGUCUCGGCGGUGCUCCUGCUGUCAGCCAUCACAGCUCCUCUCACCACGCACGCACUUCAUACAACCAUCAACCUACAUACCACAGGCAGUCCGCUUACCAUCCACAACCUUCCUACCACCCUGCUCCCGCUUAUCACCCACAACCUUCCUAUGAGCAUGAACAUGAGCCUGUUGUGCCUGAAUGUGCUGCCAACACAACCAAAUCAUGGUGCCUCCAAGACGAUCACUAUCCUACCUACGAGAUCAAACACGCAGCCGAGUAUCACUACAAGAAGCUUCUCUCCCUCUAUGUUGACGUAGCCAACCUCAACACCGAGCUAUCUGUGGACCGACCAAACACCCUGAAUGAGGAAACUUACUUGUGCCCAUCAGAGACCGCUUACAUCAGGCCCCUUCGUGCCCAGAACAUCGAGGGAAAAUGGCGUGUCGUUUUAAACAAUAUCGAUGCCCAUUAUCAGACUCUUACUCAGACUACACGCAUCGAAGAGUGCCUUACUUCCCCCGAUGCAUGUCCUCUUGUGCCUGACUGCUACGAGUCCAAGUGUCUGCAGAAGUCUAUCUACCACCGAUUCCUUGUCUACAACCCCUAUGAUCAGUACUUCCCCUUCGCCAUCGAGACAUUCAAGCUUCCCGCCAGCUGUGCUUGUCUGUUGGGUGCCUACACCAUCGAUCAUUAG
This is a messenger RNA of Penaeus chinensis, 852 nucleotides long. RefSeq lists its product as uncharacterized. Gene Ontology annotation, cellular component: extracellular region. Gene Ontology annotation, molecular function: Toll binding; growth factor activity. The coding region runs from base 1 to 852 and encodes 283 amino acids. The transcript has 2 exons. The record is from RefSeq and is a predicted model, not a curated record. Gene Ontology annotation, biological process: innate immune response; central nervous system formation; regulation of Toll signaling pathway. NCBI's taxonomy places the organism in Eukaryota, Metazoa, Arthropoda, Malacostraca, Decapoda, Penaeidae.